UUGCUCUCUUUAGGUAGAGAGGAAGCAAGGGCUAAAUCCCACUGGUGGUGCAGGUCUGGUGGUGACAGCAUGUCCUGUCAUAGAGUCUGAGGUGGACAACAUGCAGCAUGUAUAUGACAACAUGCUGAGUUCAUACUCGCCUCUGUGCCAGUACACUAAGGCCCACAUUAGUUUCCGUGCUUAUCUGGAUCCAGGUGUCCUGGAGACAUACUUUAGGAUACCGAAGCUAAAUUGAAAGAGGCAGCCUCAACCAGCAAGACUAAAUGGAAAGCUGUCAGUAAAAUCCACCGUUAAGAGAGUCCUACAUCACCAAGGCUGUCAUUGCUAGGAAGAAGCCCUCUUUUUUAUAUGCCAACUCUAAAACCGGCAUAAAAAGCCAGACUGAAGUUUGCAGGUGAUAACCAGCCUUUUGAAGAAGUGUUCUCUGGCCAGAUGAAACAAAAUCAAACUGUGUUAUGUAUGGAGGAAAAAGGUUGAGGCUUUUAAUCCAAAGAACACCAUCCCAGCUGUAAAGCAUGGGGGUGGCAGCAUCAUGUGGGGUGUUUUGCUGGAAAAGGACUUCAGAAAAUAGACGGCGGGAGGGAGGAGGACGCUGAAGCUACACCUCAAGACAUCAGCCAGAAAGUUCAAACUUGGUCACAACUGAUUCUUCCAGCAAGGGCUUCAAACAGACAUGGACAUAGCUCAGGAAACCAGAGGUACUCUUGGAAUUUCCACCUGUACUCUGCUCCAGCAAUUCUCUACAAUUUGGACACGAAGCCCAGGUUCUGAAGAUGAAAAGUGUCUCCAGAGAAUGAUGCUGCCACCACCAUAUUUCACUGUAGGGAUGGUGUUUAUUGAGUCAGAGUUACAGUGGAUCCCAGGAACACCGGUUGCAAGGAGGAAGAAUUCACCCUGGAGAAUUCACCAGUCCAUCGCAGAGCACAAGGAGCAUAACCAUCAGCAUUCAUACAAUUAGCAUAGCCAGUCCACCUACCUGCAUGUUUUUUUGGACAGUGGGAGGAAACCGGAGAGGUAACCCAGAGGAAACCCACAGGACCACGGGGAGAACAUGCAAAACACAGUACAGACAGUCAGAUUACAGCGAUACCCACUGCACCACCAUAGCUCCCCAUGUCUCCUUUCAAACUUAGGGGUUUCACAUAUAGUAAAACCAUAAUUCUGAAACUUUGGAACAUUUACUUUUAUGGUAAUAAAUUGCAGUCUGUCAAUCUGUUUUGUAUAUGAUUUGAUAAACAUUAUAUGGCCAAAAGUUUGUGCACACCUGACCAUCACAUCCAUAUGUGCUGCUUGUUGAACAUCCAAUUCCAGAUUUAUUCCUCUUCUGCUGUUAUAAUGAGCUCCACUCUUCUGGGAAGCUUUUCACUAGAUUUUGGAGCGAGGCUGUGGGGAUUUGUGUUCAUUCAGAAACAAGAGCAUUAAUGAGGUCAGACACUGAUGUUGAGCGAGGAGGCUCCAGUUCCAGUUCAUCCCAAAGGUGUUCAGUGGGGUUGAGGUCAGGGUUCUGUGGACACUCGAGUGCUUCCACUCCAACCUUCACACACCAUGUCUUCAUGGAGCUCGCUUUGUGCACAGGAGCAUUGUCACGCUGGAACAGGUUUGGACCUCUUUAGUUCCAGGGAACAGAAAUCUUAAUGCUAAGAUGUCUUAUACAGUUGUGUACUUUGCGGUAACAGUUUUGGGAAGGCCAACAUCUGGAUGUGAUGAUCAGGUUUCCACAUACUUUAUACCAUACAUAUAGUGUAUGUUCAAACGGUUUGUGCAUUCCUACUGUACUUUUCAUGAACAUAUAAGAGUUGAACAUGGCCUGUUUCCUAAAAUGACUUUGACAUGCUUAUCUAAAGGGUUAAGAAGAGUUACAGUAAGUGUGUAAAAGCUGCUCUAUGGGUUUGAAGGUCGUCGGUUUGUUAGUCAUCACUAUUCCAUUGUAAGGGAGAAGAAACACCCAUCCUUCUUGCUCUCCCCGCCUACUCGCGCGCUGCAUUUAGGCUCGAUGCUGCUGCGUGGUGUUAGGCAUUGCACUGCGCUCACGCGCUGCCGAAAUCCUGCGACGCCACGGAAUGCGCGACUUGACGGCGGAGCGCGCGCUGCUCCCGCUGCUGAUGCUGUGCGCGAGCUGGAGGCUCGUGGCGGCAAACUGGGAGCUCACGCUUCUGCACACCAACGAUGUGCACGCCCGCGUAGAGGAAACCAACAAGGACUCGGGCAAGUGCACGAAGGGCGGCUGCUUCGCCGGCGUCGCGCGACGGUUCACGAAAAUCAAAGAGAUCCGGCGCAGCGACAAGAACGUGCUCCUGCUGGACGCCGGGGAUCAGUUCCAGGGCACCGUGUGGUUCAACUACUAUAAAGGCAGCGAGGCGGCGUACUUCAUGAACAAACUCGGCUACGAUGCCAUGGCUCUAGGAAACCACGAGUUUGACAAUGGAGUGGAGGGUCUCAAGCCCUUCCUGAAGGAGGUGAACUGCACUGUGCUCAGCGCUAACAUCAAGGCUGUUGAACCUGUUGCUUCACAGCUUAGUGGAUCUUAUUUACCGUAUAAAAUCUUCAACAUUGGCUCUGAGAAAGUCGGCAUAGUGGGAUACACAUCCAGGGAGACACCCGAUCUGUCAAUGCCAGGGCCGUACCUGCGUUUCGAGGACGAGGUCACUGUCUUGCAGCAUGAGGUAGACAAACUCAUCACUCUGGGCGUUAACAAGAUCAUCGCUCUCGGCCAUUCUGGAUUUGAAACGGACAAAGAGAUCGCCAAAAAGGUCCGUGGCGUGGACGUGGUGAUUGGAGGACACACCAACACUUUUUUAUUCACAGGGGCUCCCCCGUCUAGCGAGGUUCCAGCAGGACCCUACCCAUUAAUGGUGCAGUCCGAUGAUGGUCGUCAGGUGCCCGUGGUCCAGGCCUAUGCUUUCGGGAAAUACCUCGGCUAUCUCAAAGUGACUUUUGAUUCUAAUGGAAACUUGUUAAAAGCCGAAGGAAAUCCAAUCCUCCUGGAUAGCAACAUAACUGAAGAUCCCAGCAUUAAGGCAGACGUGGAGUCCUGGAAGGUCAACUUGGCCAAUUACUCAUCUCAGUUCGUGGGGAAGACUCUGGUCUAUCUUAAUGGGACAUUUGAAGAGUGUCGAUUUCGUGAAUGCAACCUGGGAAACUUGAUCUGUGAUGCCAUGGUCCAUCACAACAUCAAAUAUCCAGAUGACUUUCAGUGGAACCAUGUUAGUGCCUGUAUUUUAAAUGGAGGAGGUAUACGGAGCCCCAUUGAUGAGAGAAGCAGAAAUGGUAGCAUCACUAUGGAGGAUGUGAUCGCUGUGUUGCCGUUUGGUGGAACGUAUGAUCUGGUUCAACUGAAAGGCUCUACACUGCUCCGGGCCUUCGAGCACAGUGUACACAGAUAUGGAGGAAAUACUGGGGAGUUCCUACAGGUCUCAGGCUUUCAGUUAGAGUAUGACCUGAGUAUGCCCCCUGGUGAGCGAGUGAAGAAGGCGAGUGUGUUGUGUACUGAGUGUCGAGUGCCGCGGUACGAGCCUGUGGUCCCUGAAAAAGUCUACAAGGUCAUCAUGCCAUCCUAUCUAGUGGAUGGAGGAGAUGGUUUCUCAAUGAUCAAGGAGGAGAAGCUGAAACAUGACAGUGGUGACCUUGACAUAACCGUCUUUGCUGGCUACAUCUCAGACAGGCAGAGGGUCCAUCCAUCUGUGGAGGGACGAAUCCGUCUCGUUAAUUCUGCUGUUGGAAUCUCAAGUCAGCUGACUGCUUUACUGCUCUUUGUGCUGCUCUGGGUCUCACGUUUAAGCUUGUGAGCUUAGUACAGUACGUCCUCUGUAUCUCAGUUGUAUACAUCAGAGUCUUUGUUAUUUUUACUGUUUAAUGACUGAGGAGAUUGUGAUAUUUUAUAGAGAUUUGCUAUAGGUAAUGUACUGUCUUGUAUAAUAAGAAAAACCUCUAUGUCUAUGUUCUCUGUCUAUUAAUGUGUUUGAGUAAUGUUUGUAAAUGACACAAGAUUGUACUGGGAAAUUAUGUAUAGACAUGCCAUUCUGCCAAGAUACAGUCAGUGAUUUUUAUCUCAAUAUUGAUUGCUAAAACCUAAUAAUCAAACUGAAAAAAAAUCAGGAAGGUUUAAAAUUAAUCUUAACAUUAUUAUUUUUUAACAAUGUCAGCAAUAAGAUUGGUCUGUUACAAUGUAUUAGUAUUUAUUUGACAUUUAGUAAAUUACUACUAAAUAGUACAUAUUGAUUUUUACAGUUUUCACUAUAGUAUCGAUGAUUUAAAUCACAAGAUGAACUACACAAUAAAAAAGGUUAGCUUCCACAAUGCCAUUCUAAAGAAGUAACAACUAAAAAUAUAUUUUAGAAACAAUCUGCUGCCAUGUAUUCACUUCUUCAGCAGUUGAAUGUAAUGUAAUGUUGUCGUAUUUACAUGAAUUUGUCUUUAUGUUAGAUGACUGUAUUCAGUUUAUGUUUAAAAAAAAAAAAAAAAAACAGGUUCACUUGUUCCUCAACUAGAUCUAAGAAUAUUGUGAGUCGAGGCCAUGUAGGAAGCUGGCUGAAGAAGGAAGUCGUUGUAAUUCAGUAAAAACACAGUUCUCAGGGAGCCAUUUGGGAACAAAAGGUGCUUUGUGGCCAUCUUUUGCUGUUUGCACUGAACUGACCUUGAGCUUGCUUGCUUUAUUUGUUUCAGUAUCUCACCGUAGGUGCAGUUGGGGACCUCAAAAAGGGGAGUUUCACUUAACAGCGCCAACUAUUUCGGCAUUCAGUCUAAAGGCUUUACUUUGUUUCUUGUGCUACCCAUUUUCCUGUAACUGCAAGCCUAUUAUUAAGACACUGCCUCAUUCAGAUGUAGAAAAUAUCAGCACUGUCUAUAAUACAGAACUGUAUAAUUUCCUUUGCAAAUGAAAUGGUAAUUGAAAGAAAAAGUCCCCAAUUUCAUGGGGCACAGCGGCAGCUGCAUGCACUUUUCAGAGUGGAAUUUUACUAUGAAUUCUUUGAACUGAUCUAAAUUUUGUGUGCUAAAGGGCAGAGGGGACGCAUUUAAAUGCUCCAUAUAUAACUGGUAAUAGAGCUGAAACUAAAGUCACAUAAAUGUGUGUGAAAACUGUUACAGCUCUGAAUUCUCACCUUGGUCAGAAGGUUUCGUUAAUUUUCUAUAAUAGCAUUUUUUUAAAUAAUAAUUUAUAGUACAUUAUUGCAGGGGAUCCCAAACUAGAGGUCACGACCCCAUGUGGUGUCAUAUGAUUUACAAAUUUAGGUCACAGGAGAAACUCACACUCUCCUCUUUUGUUUAAUUCAUUGCACAAAUUAAUAUUAGACAUAUUGAAGAUGGAUUUUGUGUGCUAAUAUUUUUAAAUGUUUUGAAAUCACAGAAAAUUCAUGUCCAUUUGGGGUCAUUUGCCCAAAAAAAGUUUGGGAAUCCAAAUCUUUUAUUGUUUUAUUGUAACAGCUUAUUCAAUGAAAGAGGCAUCAAAGAAAGCCCAAACCAUGAUGCUCCCACCACCAUGUUUCAUACAUGGGAUGAGAGCUUGGUGUUGGUGUUUAGUACUUGUCCCUCUUUUGUUCAUAAACAGCGGUCCCAAAAAUGUACAGUUGGACUUUUUGAGACGAGAUGAGACAUGCAGCAAUAUUUAUUUUUUCAUAUUUCUUUCAUUAAAACCUGUUUAUGUUGUUUUUUUUUUUAAUAGUGUACACUUGGAGUGGAGAUUAAAGCAACUUCUAGAGAUCUCUAUAAGACUUUUGACGUUACCUUUGGGUUCUUUGUCCUUCAGCUCUGCACACUGUUUUCUUAGUGUGGUCUUUGCAGGACACCUACUUCUUGGGAGAGCGCCAACAUGUCCAAAUUUCUCGUUUGUAAGCCUUUUCUCUUAUUGUGCCUGGAUGAACACUCAGUAAUCAUCUUUAAAGUCAACAGGCUAGUGUUGUCAUAGCUAGUAGGAACAAGCUUGUAACUUAAUGUACAGUGGCCCCAAAAGGUAUUUGGACACGUAAGCCACACUUAAAAUGUAUGAAUCUCACUGCAUUAGAAAACAUGUCAAUCCAGUGAAAGAUACCACAAGCACACUUUUCAAGCAAAACAUUUCCAAAAAAAUAGAUUAUGUUUAGAAAUAUAAAAAUAAUACAUAUACUUGUCAUAAUUAGACAACAAACUAUUUUGACAUUCAAUAUUGGCUUCAUUAAAGAUCACAGUUACAGUGUUUUAGUGUUUAGUUCACCAUAGUUUGUUUCACAGAAUGUCUUGCCAACGUCUGGGCCUGGAAACAACCAGUUUCUGUAACAGCUUUGAUGGAUGUUUCCUCUAAAUAGUACCCUUGGUGCAGUUUGGUUGGAAUUUUUCUCCUGGCUUUAUUUACACAAACACUCUACCAUCAGAUCCAUCCAAGUUCAGUUUGAACUCAUCUGAAAAUAAGAUACUUCUCUUAUUGCUGCUGUCUUUCUGCGCAUGUUCUUUUGCAAAUUGCACCCUUGCCUUCUUAUUUCUGAGGCUGACGAAAGGUUUCCGCCACAUUACUCUCCCUCUGUAUCCAUGCUAAUUGAGCCUGUUUUGAACAGUUUGUGCAAUAAGUUGUAUCUGGUAGUUCUCAUUGAUGUCUGAAACAAUCCUUGCUGCUGUUUCUCUGUGUUUUUCUUAAUUUUACUAUCAAUUAUGCCUGUACGUUGUCUGCUUUCAUUCGCAAGUCCUUCAUCUUUGAAUUUUUUUUUUUACAAUACACUGAUACAUAGAUAAAAAUUACAGUAUAUUAUUUGGGAAAUGUUUUGCUUGAAAAUGUUGUGCUUGUAGUAUCGUUCCUUAAAAUAAAUGCCACUUGGUUUGA
This is a messenger RNA of Pangasianodon hypophthalmus (striped catfish), 6787 nucleotides long. It is a transcript of the gene nt5e, whose product is annotated as 5'-nucleotidase, ecto (CD73). The coding region runs from base 2061 to 3785 and encodes 574 amino acids. Gene Ontology annotation, biological process: AMP catabolic process. The record is from RefSeq and is a predicted model, not a curated record. NCBI's taxonomy places the organism in Eukaryota, Metazoa, Chordata, Actinopteri, Siluriformes, Pangasiidae. Gene Ontology annotation, cellular component: plasma membrane. The transcript is spliced from 13 exons. Gene Ontology annotation, molecular function: metal ion binding; nucleotide binding; 5'-nucleotidase activity.